This is a messenger RNA of Carassius auratus (goldfish), 2954 nucleotides long. Its product is annotated as YTH domain-containing family protein 1-like. Lineage: Eukaryota; Metazoa; Chordata; Actinopteri; Cypriniformes; Cyprinidae. Bases 410 to 2221 code for a protein of 603 amino acids. Gene Ontology annotation, biological process: mRNA destabilization. Gene Ontology annotation, cellular component: cytoplasm. The transcript is spliced from 6 exons. The record is from RefSeq and is a predicted model, not a curated record. Gene Ontology annotation, molecular function: N6-methyladenosine-containing RNA reader activity; mRNA binding.
GUGGCCACUCGGUCCAUGUAGCGUCAGUCCCUCCGCGCAGAUCCCGGAUGGAGCGGCCAUUGGGCGGAAGUGAACAGAGGUGCACAAUAACUGCGGGCUAGGAGGAGGAAAAAAUAUAAUAUACACUUUGAAAUAAAUUUACACUCGGCGUGUGACAGCAUUGGAUUAAACCCCAAAACCGCGGACCCUCUGAUACUCUCGGAAACAUCCUCAGGCUGGACUUCUAGUGCACUCGAGAGGACCGGAUCGCCGGAGUCAAGUCGUGGAACUUGGUGAAAAAAAGCGCAGUUCAGCCUGCACGGAGCCGAGAGGAACCCACAGGCUUCGGGUUACGCCGAGCACUCUCGCUGCUGCUUCUUUUUUCUUUGCAAGACUCUUGCUGAAUCUAAAGAGGCCCUCUUGAUGAAUUAUGUCUACCAGCAGUAUUGACCCACAGACAUCCAAAGGACAAGACGCUAAAGUGCAAAAUGGCUCUCUUCAUCAGAAGGAAACGGUCCACGACAAUGACUUUGAACCAUACCUCACUGGCCAGUCUAAUCCGAAUAACAGUUACCAAUCAAUGACCGACCCAUACCUGUCUAGCUACUAUGCCCCCUCGAUUGGGUUCCCGUACCCCCUCAGCGAGGCCCCCUGGUCCACCGGCGGAGAUCCGCCAAUCCCGUACCUCACUCCAUAUGCCCCCCUCAGCAAUGGGGAUCAUCACUUCAUGCAUGACACUGUGUUCGGACAGCCAGGUGGUCUGGGAAGUAGCAUCUAUCCACACCGCUUUAACUUUUUCCCUGAAAACCCAGCAUUUUCCGCCUGGGGUACAAGCGGCUCCCAAGGCCAGCAGACUCAGAGUUCUGCAUACGGGGGCAGUUACAGUUACCCACCCAGUUCAUUAGGUGGCACCCUGGUACCCGACGGGCAAACAGGCUUCCCAAGCGACACCCUGAAUAAGGCGCCAGGUAUGAAUAGUUUAGAGCAGGGCAUGGUAGGGUUGAAGAUUGGCGGUGAUGUGACUGGAGGUGGUUCUGGAGUGAAGACGGUGGGCUCGGUGAUUGGUGGAGGGCCGGUGGCGGCAGCUGUGGCCACGGGUAAUGGUGGGACUCCAAUCGGGAUGCCUCCUCCCAAACCCACGUCUUGGGCAGCCAUUGCCAGCAAACCAGCCAAGCCUCAGCAACUGAAAGUGAAGAGCAAGCUGGGGAUGCCCAUGGCUGGAGGCACCCUGCCCCCACCACCCAUCAAACACAACAUGGACAUUGGCACCUGGGAUAAUAAGGGGCCUGUGACUAAAGUAGCCUCACCACUGCCACCCCACCACCAGCAGCAGCCUCCGCUCCACUCCCAGGGUCACUUACCACCUCACCAUCAUGGGCUCCCGCCCCCACCUCAGCCCCCUAUGCCGUCUGCCCAAUCGCUUGCUCAACAGAUGGUGAUGCAGGGUCCGCCCCCUCCACAGCCUUACCAGAACCACACCCCUGCUCCUCCCCCUCAAACCCGGUGGAUUGCCCCACGUAACCGUAACCCUGGUUAUGGUGGGGGUGGCAGCAUGGACAGUAGUGGCUCAUCAAGCGGUGGAGGAAUCGGCAAUGGUGGUGGCGGCGGACCUCCGGGUUCCGGUGCUAUUGAAUCCCACCCGGUCCUUGAAAAGUUGCGUGCGGCGCACAGCUACAAUCCCAAGGACUUUGAUUGGAACCUGAAAAAUGGCCGGGUUUUCAUCAUUAAGAGCUACUCGGAGGACGACAUCCACCGCUCCAUCAAGUACUCCAUCUGGUGCAGCACGGAACAUGGUAACAAGCGGCUGGAUUCUGCAUUUCGCGGCAUCAACGGCAAGGGUCCUGUCUAUCUGCUGUUCAGCGUCAACGGCAGCGGACACUUCUGCGGCGUGGCAGAGAUGCGCUCACCUGUAGACUACGGCACCAGCGCCGGCGUUUGGGCGCAGGACAAAUGGAAGGGCAAAUUUGAUGUGGACUGGCUGUUUGUUAAAGACGUGCCCAACAGCCAGCUCAGGCACAUCCGUCUAGAGAACAAUGACAACAAGCCCGUGACCAACUCCCGUGACACGCAGGAGGUGCCUCUGGAGAAGGCCAAGCAGGUGCUGAAGAUCAUCGCCACCUACAAACACACCACCUCCAUCUUCGAUGACUUCUCACACUACGAGAAACGGCAGGAAGAGGAAGAGGUGGUAAGAAAGACAGCACCUAGAGCCUGCUCCUCUCCAGAACCGAUCCCGACUUGAUCAAGAACGCCAGAACCGAAAUAAACAAUAGAAGGCUGCCCCCUACAUAUGAUGAGCAGUUGUUUUAGGACUGACCGUUUGGAAAUUACAUUUAAAGAGGACACAAGAUGAAAUUUCAAAAAAAAAAUAAACAAUCAUUAUGUUUUUCUAUUUAAUUCUGGUGACUUCAGCCAGCAUCAGACUCGAGCCUCUGCGCCUCCGGCUUCACCUGUGGGGGCUGAAGUCGAUUAGCACCUCUCAACGCCGCGUCAUCAUUUGAUUUAUUUAGAAUUUUUUUUCUGUGUUCUGUUGUUUGGUAUUGUUUUCAUACAACCCCCCCCCCCCAUUUGACCAACUGAUAUCUGCACAAGUCUUUUAUUUCAUCCUGUAUUUUUGUUUUUCUUCAGCCCCACUGCUCCACAUCAUGCCCUUGAGAGUUGGUUAAAUGAAUAGUUAGUUAAUUCUGUGUAUGUAUGUAUGUGUGUGUGUCAGGGAUGAUGGCGGAGUGUAUGUUAAUCAUGUGAUAUGGCAGAGGUAAGGGAGUGGGGGGUGUUCAGACUCCGCUUUGGUUGAGUGGGGGGGGGGGUGCAUCUCCAGCAUCAGUGACUGUAAUGGGCCAGUUUUAUGUUCUUUAGAUCCAGAGUGGUUUGAAUCCCAUUCGUGGAGAAUCGUGCAACUGCAUAGAAGGGACAAUGACAUGUCUUGACAUGAGAUGAUGUUAUAAAAAAAAAACCUUUUUGAAUUAUGUAACACU